Podospora pseudocomata is the source of this 2142-nucleotide messenger RNA. RefSeq names its product Transcription factor (gene RDS2). Bases 646 to 2142 code for a protein of 498 amino acids. The transcript is spliced from 7 exons. Gene Ontology annotation, molecular function: DNA-binding transcription factor activity, RNA polymerase II-specific; RNA polymerase II transcription regulatory region sequence-specific DNA binding; zinc ion binding. Gene Ontology annotation, cellular component: nucleus. Gene Ontology annotation, biological process: regulation of DNA-templated transcription. The record is from RefSeq and is a predicted model, not a curated record. NCBI's taxonomy places the organism in Eukaryota, Fungi, Ascomycota, Sordariomycetes, Sordariales, Podosporaceae.
UUGUUGAGCACAGAAUCGAGAUGACUGUCAAAAUGCGACAAAGGAUGAACUGGAUCCAGUUAGCAGCCCGUGCGACAUGCCGUCAGUGGGUUCAUGCUCCCCUCUUGAGCCCCGGUCGCCGCGCCCGGGUCCCGCUCUGGGCGGCAGAGAGGACCCAUUGAGCACGCUGCUGCUGGCAGGUGCCGCGGGUGGAGAGGAUUUCUUUUAGGAACGACGGCGACUACCUUCCCAUACAUACAACUUUUACUCCGUACACCUCCCGGCAAUGCUUCCAACCUCAAGCUGCCCGGAGAAACGACCCCGUGGCCACCAGCUUCAAUAACACCAAAUCACGGAUACUGCCCCGCCAACGCGCGCACCCUUCUGGCCGAGGUGUCGAGUCAACAAAGCCGAACGACUGCUUCGCGAACCGAACGACACACGAGCCGCGGCCGACGCAGAGAGCGCAAAAAAACAGGGGAACCCAGACCGAGAGAGAAGCACGACGACCGCCAGGACACCGCCAGCAGCAGCAGAAUAGCGUCGGAACUGGCAUUGAAUGGUCGCGACUUGCUGCGAGAAGCCGCCGGCCCUGCUUAAAUGAGCAACGAACUCGAAGCCCGUUGCGUAACCACGAGACCCAAUGGGAGAAGAGUCCACUAGACAAUGACGGCAACCGAAGCCAUGGAGAGGAUCGCCGGGAAUGAGACCAAGGACAUCAAGUCCGAGAGCAACACCAAGCCCAAGGAUCACCAUGCGCCUUCUACCGACGACCAACAGCAACACAACCAACACAACCACCACACCACCCACCACCAGACCCCCAAGAAGCGCCGCAAGGUCAGUCAUGCCUGCCUCUACUGCCGUCGAUCUGCGAGACCAUGUACGAGAUGUGUUAAGCGGAAUAUCGGGCACCUGUGCCAUGAUGAGCCCCGUGAUCAGGGGUCCAACAAGUCCAAGAGUGUCGUCGCCCCGUCUACUACGCACGGGUCUGCGUCUCAGUCAGACCUGGGCCGCGGCAACAUGAACCAGACAGCGGCAGACGCCUUGAGACUGGCCUCGUUCGAUGGGAGCUUGAGCUCCGGGACAGGAUCAGCCGCCAGUGCCGCCUUCGAUGCUGCUGCUGCGCUAGGCCAGAGUAAUCAGCUACAGCUCGUGCAACCCACGGCGGUGUCCGGCCUCCAAGGCAGCACGCUGGGUAGCAGUAUGAACCAAUUCGGCGGUUUCCCUGACUCCUGGUUAGCCUCCCAAAGCCAUUAUCACGACAUGCACAACUAUCACCCCAGCUUUGUAGUUCCCCAUGAGGUGUCGAGUGAGUUCGACGUCCUGAACAACUACCUGCGAGCCAACAUAUUCGAGGACCCCGUGGCUGCGCCCGAUGGUCAAAACCAAGGCCGCCCAAUCCCGGGGUUUCCCAGUAGCAGCUCCAUGCCGCCCCCGGCCACGGCUCCGGGGGCCUCUCUGCCCACGGCCAAUUCGGAACAAUCAGCUGCGGUUUCCAAGGACAAGACCCGAGAAUAUUAUCUCCAGGCAGCCGAUCCCAGCGGUAAUGCCGACGCGGAUGACCGCAUGCUCCAGGUUCUCACGGCCAAAGUCGAGGCUGGACUCCUCCAACCGUUUAACUAUAUCAAAGGCUACCAGAGUCUUCAAACAUAUCUCAAUGAGCACGUCAGCCCGGGGUCGAGACAAAAGAUCCUCCGACAACUCGAUCGUUUCCGGCCAAAGUUUCGCGAAAAGAUGCAGGGGCGGGACCACAUGUUUCUGACCAUCAACGAGAUGCAGAUAGAGAGUUCCCUGAUGGAGUACGACCGCGUCUUCGCCAGCAUGGCGGUCCCGGCAUGCUGCUGGCGUCGAACAGGGGAGAUUUUCAGGGGUAACAAGGAGAUGGCCGAGCUCAUCGACGUGCCAGUGGAGGAUCUCAGAAAUGGCAAGACUAAACUUCACGAGAUCCUGACCGAGGAGUCGGUUGUGCGGUAUUGGGAAGAGUUUGGAACCAUUGCCUUCGAUCCGCUCCACGACACCCUUUUGACAGCCUGCACACUCAAGAGCCCCAAUAAAUCGUCGAAAAAGGUGGUGAACUGCUGCUUUUCUUUCAGGAUAAAAAAGGACAACGCCCAAGUGCCGGGCUUGAUCAUUGGAAACUUCAUCCCCCACGACCCUUAA